This is a messenger RNA of Gorilla gorilla gorilla (western lowland gorilla), 7656 nucleotides long. Its product is annotated as small ribosomal subunit protein uS11-like. The transcript has a single exon. Gene Ontology annotation, biological process: translation. Gene Ontology annotation, cellular component: ribosome. Gene Ontology annotation, molecular function: structural constituent of ribosome. Bases 7126 to 7647 code for a protein of 173 amino acids. Lineage: Eukaryota; Metazoa; Chordata; Mammalia; Primates; Hominidae. The record is from RefSeq and is a predicted model, not a curated record.
AAAGUGUUUUGCUUCCAGGGUUCACCAGGGUUAUUUUCCCACCUGUUUGCUGUAAGAUGACUAUUAUAAUCACUCGUGUUUAGCAUAGGUGUUGUAUAGCUGAGUUAAAUAGCUUACUUAAGCCUGUACUUUAGGCAGUGGUCCUUUAAAAAAGUAAUCUUCAAGGAUCUUUUCACCCUGAGGCUUGAGUAAUAUCUUAAUAGAAAAUUAUCAUAUGAUUUUGUCCUGUAGGAAGAGACAUUUAUUUAUAAAUACCCUUGCCCCCAUUACUAUCUUAAGAAAAGCAGUUCUAGGCCAGGCACAGUGGCUCAUGCCUGUAAUCCCAGCACUUUGGGAGUCUAAGGUGGGAGGAUCACUUGAGCCCAAGAGGUCGAGACCAGCCUGGGCAACAUAGUUAGACCCCAUUGCAGCAAAAAAUAUAUAUAUUAGCUGGGUGUGGUGGCAUACGCCUGUGGUACCAGCUACUUGGGAGGCUGAGGUGGGAGGAUCUCUUGAGCCUAGAGGUUGAGGCUGCAGUGUGCUGUGAUUGCACCACUGCACUCCAGCCCGGAUGACAGAGCAAGACCCUUUCUCAAAAAAAAAAAAAAAAAAAAAAAAAAAGAAAAAGGAAAAAAAAGAAAAGCAGUUAUAUUUUACCUGCUUAUUCGGGUUUUAAAACCUCUAUUUAUUUUGUAUCAAAUAGUGUGGAAGAAUAGGUGAUUUCUAGUAUGGUUUGAACUGAUAAAUUAAGCCCAUGGAUCUAAAAACAAUAGCAAAAAUUAAAACCCAUCUUUCUCUUGGAAGGGAGCUCUGAGUGAUGGGCACAGUGGGCCCUUACUUGUUACACAUCCACUUCUCUUUUUUCCACUCUUUUAGCCCUUGUUCCUUUCUUUUUCUUUAUUCCUGUCACAUUUUUACACUUCUUUUUGACCUCUAUUCUUAUUCCUGCCACUGCCACUACAUACAUUGCCUAGUUCAUCUAUAAAGUUUGACAUUGAUAGGUCUUUUUUCCUUAGUAACCCUGUUAGCAUUUAAGAAGUUCCUAGGUAUUCUAUUUAUUCUUUAUCACAUCAUUUUUCUUAAUAGCAUGUUUCACCAUUUGAAAUUUGUAAUUGGUUUCUUUACUUGAUUGUUCCUUCUCCCUGGAAUGUAAACUUCAUAAGAACCAGAGGCUGUUGUGUUCACUGUUGAUCCCCUAACCCCAGGUUUAGAGGAGGCGUACAAUAAUUAUUGUUAAAUGAAUGACAUGUAUUGCUGAGAAUUUUGUAGACCGUUCUCUGCCCAUAUUUGCUUCUCAGAGUAUGUUUAUUAACUGAAUGAAUUAGUAUUUAACUGAAAAACUCCAAGUAAAGUAGAUUUCUGCCCGUUCACAUGUUUGAUCGUGUAUCCUUGUGUUCUUGGGACUUAUACCAACUUUUAAUUUUAUCUGGGAAUGUGAAUUACUGUCAGUAGAUCUUAAUAAUAAAGUAGUAUUAAAAAUGUUUGGGAAUAGUCAACUGAGAAACAUAAACCAGAGAGCACUUUUGUAUUUAAACAAGUAGAGGGAUGAUGUUGGCUUAAGUGGUAGUGCCAAAGCCUUAUUGCAGGAAAUUAAAAAGGAGUGAAGAAUAUUACAUUUUAUGAAUGGCAUGUUCCGUUAGUUUUAUGUAAAUGCGUCAUUAAUGGGUUUUGCUUAUUUUAUGGAUUUAUUUUUAAGUUCUAUCAGAUUUAUUAAAUGCUCUGGCUUUCUUUAUCCACUCAGUUCAAGGGCUGUGGUGUUUAUUUUCCUUGUUUGUAUGGGUAAUCUGUCUUAGUACCCGUGAGCAUGAAUAAGUCACACAUUUCUUGUUAGUGAGACUAGAAGGCAUAGUGUCUUAUCAACCUAGGAGACUUUAAAUCGUUCUGGUCUCCACAGAGCCGAUGUCCUCAGCUUGGGCUUGUCACCCUGGACUGGAUGAGAGCUUAUGUCUGUUUUCAAUUUCCCAAGGAAAAUAAGAUUUUAGGAGAUGAGAAAAGUCAUAGACUUCCAGGGGCUGCUUCCCUGUGGUUUGAGAAUUUAUGAGCCCUACAAGUGUGGGUCACAGAAGCACUAGGCCGGGCGCACUCGCUCAUGCCUGUAAUCCCAGCACUUUGGGAGGCCGAGGUAGGCAGAUCCUCUGAGGUCAGGAGUUCGAGACCAGCCUGGACAACAUGGCGAAACCCCAUCUCUACUAAAAAUACAAAAAAUUAGCCGGGCAUGGUGGUGCAUGCCUGUAAUCUCAGCUACUGGGAGGCUGAGGCAGGAGAAUGGCUUGAACCCGGGAGGUGGAGGUUGCAGUGAGCCAGUAUCCUGCCAUUGCACCCCAGCUUGGGCAACAGGAUCAAAACUCCAUCUCAAAACAAACAAACAAACAAACAGAAGCAGAAACACUGUCAUUGCCUCAGAAUUGUGUUACAACUUACUCUUCUUGAAUGCCGAAGGCUCGCACCAGCAGGCUGUGGACCUUUUGACCAAGUUGAUGUUGCUUGUGUGACAGUGGCCAGUCCUCAGACUAUGGAUUUGCCAGAGCACGCUUUGAGGAAAAUCUGAUUCCGGCACUUCCUGGAUUCAUACGGAGGUCCUGGGAAUCCCUAGUGUGACUUGGAUAGCUUUAAAAUUGGCUGUGUCCGUUUUCUCUUUGUUUUGCUCCAAUGUGAGACCACAGUAAGGAAUAUCUAGUCUUACUAAUCCAUGUAUUGGUUUAGAAUUCUAGUUUAUUCUAAAAGAAGUCAGGUUGUAUGGCAACUCUGUAUUUUAGCAUUUGAAGAAAUUCAUUGAAUGGUAAGCUGAAGAGUGACAUGGUUGAAUUUUUGAUUUCAGAAAAAUCAUUGAUGAGAAUGAAUCAGAGGGCUGGCUAGGAUGAAGGCAGGGAGGAGAUGUCAUGGUGGAGGGAGAGGUCCCAAAGCUGGAGAGUUUCCUGGAAAAGACUGUCCUGGCAAGCCAGGUGUGUCAAGCACAACAAUGAUUUCCAUUAGUAGCAAGAAAAAAGGCAAGCCAUGGACAUUUACAAGCAGCCCCUAGAAUGUAUUCAGUUCAGUGAACUGUAGUGGCAUACACAGUCAUUUUGUUUUUCUUUUCCGCAUUUUUUUCAUUCAAAAUUAAUGUACCAGUAAAUACCUCACAGCCUCAGUUUUCUUAUCUAUAAAAUGAUAGUACUUGCCCCAGAGGGUUGUUGCAUGUGAGGAUAAAAUGAGAUAAUCUCUAGAGCAGUCAGGACGUUGCCUGUACUUACUAAAUAUUAUUAACUGGAGGCUGGGUGCGGUGGCUCAUGCCUAUAGUCCCAACACUUUGGGAGGCUGAGGUGGGUGGAUCGCUUGAGGCCAGGAGUUUGAGACCAGCCUGGCCAACAAUGGCGAAACCCAGUCUCUACUAGACAUACAAAAAAUUAGCCAGGUGUGGUGGUACGCACCUGUAGUCCCAGCUACUCGAGAAGCUGAGGCAUGAGAAUCACUGGAACCCGGGAGUUGCAGGUUGCAGUGAGCUAAGAUGCAGCCACUGCACUCCAGCCUGGGCAACAGAGCGAGACUUGGUCUCAAAUAAAUAAAUAAAAACUGGAGGCUGUCGCUGAAGAGUAGAGGUAAAAGAGUUAAAAUGAUUAACACAUUUACCCUGAUCUUUGCUAUUGUGGGUCGUAGGUGGGUCUUAUUGUGGGUCAUGGCUAUUGCAGGUCUGACAAUCAAUAUUCCUGUUUAUAUAUGUAAUAGUAAUCCUUAAUGUGUACUUCUUGAAACAAUUUGGUACCAGGUAUUGUGGUAAGCCUUGGCAGGGGGUGGCACAGAGGUGAAUAGGCACUGGCCCUACCCUCGAGGGGCUUACUACCUUGAGGAAUGUGAAAAGGAUGAGGGACAUUUGACCCCCAUUUUGGAAAACAUGCAGACAUUUAAUAGGUGGACCAGGUGGAGGAGUGUGUUUCACUCCUUGAAGGUGUCCCAAAGGAGAGGGAUACUUUGGUUCCUUCUGGGAAUGAUGAGAAUGACCAUCACUUAUUGAGCACUUAACCGCAUGCCAGGCACAGUGCUGAGCAUGUUAUAUUUUACAUCAUUAUCUCAUAUCCUUGUAAGAUACUUCUCCAUUUUUACAAUGGAAGCUCAUGGUGGCAGAAUCCCUCCUUUAGGAUCACAGGCUACAGCUGCAAGGGUAGGAAGGUGAACCCCAUUCUUGUAGCUAUCACAUGUUAAUGCAGGAGAUUUUAUCCUUUAGGGGUUAAAGGAUUUACGUGGGGAGGGGCAAAAGAUGAGGCAGGAAAGGUGGAAGGGUGUAGGAAGUUGUGGAGAUUUUUUAAACUACUUUGUUGAGAUAUAUUUCAUGGCAUACAUUUUCCUAUUUAAAGUGUACAAUUUUAGUUUGUUCACCAAAUUGUGCAAUUAUCACAAUCUAAUUUUAGAAUAUUUUUAGCUUCCCCCAAAAGAAACACUGGAUGCAGCUGCUCCUAUUCCCAAACUCUCACCCCUACCUUAGCCCCAAGCAACCACCAAUUUACUUUUUGUCUCUGUGGAAUCUCCUAUGCUGGACAUUUUACAUAAACAGAGUUAUAUAAUAUGUAGUCGUUUGUAUCGGCUUAUUUGACUUAGGUAGUGUUUUCAGUAUUCAUCCAUGUUGUUGCAUUUAUCUGUUCAUCAUUCUUUUUUGUUAACAAAUAAUGUUGUGUGGUGUAUUUGUACUACAUCUUGUUUAUCCAUUUGUCAGUUGGUGGACAUUUAGUUUGUUUACACUUUUAAAUUUUAUGAAUAAUGCUGCUGUGAUCAAGUGUACACGUUUUUGUUUUGUUUUGAGAUGGGGUCUGUGUUGCCCAGGCUCGUCUCAAAUUCCUGGGCUCAAGUGAUCCUCCUGCCUCAGCCUCCUGAAUAGCUUGGAUUACAGAUGCAUACCGCAGUGCUCAGCCCCCCAAUUUUUAUGUGGACAUGUUUUCAUCUCUCUUGUAUAUAUAGCUAGGAGUGGAAUUGCUUGGUUGUGUGGCAAUUCUAUGUUUAGCAUUCGAAGAAAUUCAUUGAAUGGUAAGCUGAAAAGCGACAUGGUUGAAUUUCUGAUUUCAGAAAGAUCACUGAUGUGAUGAGAAUGAAUCACUCUCUGGAGUGCUAGGAUGUGGGGGCAGGGAGCUAGCUUAGUAUAUUAUUGCAAAAUCUUGCCAAAGAUGAGCUGAUCAAAUGAGAGGAAGCAUGAACUAAGAUGGGAGCAGCAGGAGUGGAAAAGAGAGAUAUAAUGAUGCUAGGGCAGAGGUUAUAUUUACAGAACUUGAAAUGCAGGCUCAGGAGUGGGAGCAGUCAGGUGGUGCCAAGCCUACAUAAAUGAGCAUGGUGUUGCUUUUGACAAAUAGGAGAGGCAAAGAGGGGAAUAACAUUUUGUAGUUUCUUAAUUUCUAGUAUGUCUUGAGAUAGGUCUCUAAUUAUAUGCAGCUCAGUUAACAGAUGAAAGUUAUUGGUUUGUCAUGCAUUCAUCUUUAUGAAAAGAAAGGAUUUGGCCUUGCUUCUUCCUUGUUACGAAAGUAUGGCCAGGGCUGGGUACGGUGGCUCACACCUGUAAUCCCAGCGCUUUGGGAGGCUGAGGAGGGUGGGUCACCUGAGGUCAGGAGUUUGAGACCAGCCUGGGCAAUAUGGUGAAACCCCAUCUCUACUAAAAAUAUAAAAAUUGGCUGAGUGUGGUGGCGCAUGCCUGUAAUCCCAGCUACUCAGGAGGCUGAGGCAGGAGAAUCGCUUGAACCUGGGAAGGGGAGGUUGCAGUGAGCCAAGAUCAGGCCAUUGCACUCCAACCUGGGCGACAGAACAAGAAGGCUCUGUCUCCAAAAAAAAAAAGAAAGAAAAAAAGUAGGACAGUAAAAGACUUAGCAGCUGACUUGCCUUAGAAUUAAAGUUAACCAGCAGAUUUUGUGUAUUCAUUCAAUAAUCAAGUCUAGUUAAAUUGCUUGAAGCCAUUUUAAUGUUUAAAAAAAUACUAAAAGAGGCCAUUGAAUAGUCAUGGAAAAAGAAAGCAAAUUAUUGUUUUUCUUUAAGUAUCAGUUCAUCUGAUAGAUGUGGGUUACCACAAAGCAUUGGUGGCUCACCAAAAAUUGCCUGUUGGUAGCCUGUGUUUGCAAACUGAUACCUCUCUAUUUCAUGGAGUGAUAUCAAUUAGGUUAUACUUAAAUACUUCAAAGGCUUUUGGUUGUUUAUUGGUUUGGGUUUUAAAUUAGUACAUGUUAAUUGUUGAAUUGGGUAGCCACAUUUUGUUUGUUUUAUGUAUAUUUAAACAAUGUGACGAAAAAUACUUUUUCCAUUUGCGGCAGCAAUGUGAAUAAUGGAACAUUGUGACCUUCUAGAUUCUGUUAGUAUUACAGAAUAAUGUAAUUAGGCGCUAUAUGGAACUUGAAAACAUACUUAAAUUUUUGUUCUGGCUGUGGUUUUAUGCUUUGCUAAAAUGUGGCCUGUAACAGUUUAUUAGUAAAUAUGCUGAAUUGCUUUCUUUGGCAAGUGCAUUUCAGUAUUGAAUCCAACUAAAAACACAAAUAUUUACUUAUAAAAGUCAUUUGGUGUAGUAAUAUUUUUACUAUGGCCACUGACCCACUAGUGCAACGUUAGGGCAUUGCUAGAUUGGAUCCUGUUUAUUUAAAGGCCGAGAGAGAGAGAAAGAGAAAGCUAACAUUAAUUGAAUGCCUAUUAAUGUGCCAUCAUAUUUGGUACACUAUUAUCUCUUUUUUGCUUUCCCAGCAACUCAGGAAGUUUAUAUUAUCUCUGUUUUUCCAGCAAGAAAAGUAGCUCUCAAAGAAAUUUAUAGAAAUUGAGAAGUUGAUUUUUAAACUCUGAAAAUGUAAACAAUCCAAAAUUGUCAAACCAAUUUUUAAAAAGAACAAAGUUGAGAUUCUUGUAUUAGCUGAUUUUAAGACUUACAGUAAAGCUACAAGACAGUGUGGUGUUGGAGAAGAGCUGCACAUAUAAAUCAGUAGAGUAGGAUAAAGUCCAGAAAUAGACCCAUACAUACAUGGUCAAUUCGUUUUUGACAAGGCAAUUUAAUGGAGAAAGGAAAAUCUUUUCAACAAACCAUGCUAAAACGACUAGGUUUCCAUAUAGAGAAAAAAAUGAGCCUCGCUUAAAAGGGUCGUAGACCUAAAUAUAAAAGCUAAAACUAUAAAACCUAUAAGAGCUUUCCCGUGUGGAGUCUGGAGACGACGUGCAGAAAUGGCACCUGGAAAGGGGAAGGAAAAGAAGGAAGAACAGGUCAUCAACCUCGGACCUCAGGUGGCUGAAGGGGAGAAUGUAUUUGGUGUCUGCCAUGUCUUUGCAUCCUUCAAUGACACUUUUGUCCAUGUCACGGAUCUUUCUGGCAAACAAACCAUCUGCCGUGUGACUGGUGGGAUGAAGGUGAAGGCAGACCGAGAUGAAUCCUCGCCAUAUGCUGCUAUGUUGACCACCCAGGAUGUGUCCCAGAGGUGCAAGGAGCUGGGUAUCAUUGCCCUACACAUCGAACUCCAGGCCACAGGAGGAAAUAGGACCAAGACCCUUGGACCUGGGGCCCAGUCGGCCCUCAGAGCCCUUGCCUGCUCGGGUAUGAAGAUCGGGAGGAUUGAGGACGUCACCCCCAUCCCCUCUGACAGCACUCUCAGGAAGGGGGUCGCCGUGGUCACCGUCUGUGAACAAGAUUCCUCAAAAUAUUUUCUGUUAAUAAAUUGCCUUCAUGUAAAAAAUAAAUUAAAAAAGUGAAACCUGUAA